This is a messenger RNA of Paraglomus occultum, 884 nucleotides long. The record is from the annotation of a GenBank genome assembly. NCBI's taxonomy places the organism in Eukaryota, Fungi, Glomeromycota, Glomeromycetes, Paraglomerales, Paraglomeraceae.
GUUCGGCUUUACUUGACAUAGAAAAGGCCUUGAACGUAGUUGAACACGUUGCGUUCAAAUAUCACCGACGACGUGGACGUCCACUUGUUCUUGUCAUCAAUAACAUCCACGCCUUUGGUGAAGAUGAAGAAGGAGUUGAUCUGCUGGAAAUUCUUCGGCAGCGCGCUGAAGCAUGGGCAGCUACCAGACUCGUGACAAUGGUUUUCAACACUGAUGAUUAUUCCGUCUACGAGAGAUUGAAAAGAGAUGCAGCACGCAUGGAAGUCGUCCGAAUUGAGGAUUUGGAAUUAAAAGACGCCGUUAAGUUCCUAAAGGAUAAACGACAUAACAAGGAACCGGAUGAAGUCUACGAACAAUAUGUUAGGGAACGUGUCGGCGGGCGAUUAGCGUUUCUGAAUAGAUUGGCAAAGGCAAACGAUCUUCAAGUCAUGAUCAAAAUAAUAGAACAUGAAGAACGAACGUGGAUAAUAAACACGAUAGGUUUGAUUCCCGACUUUGAAGAAUCCGAAUUUGACAACCAGAAAUACGCAGCAGCCGCCUGGAAGCUAAUUCGCGCUAUAGUUGAAUCUCCGACAAAGUCAAUUCCUUUGAACGAGUGUCGCAUCAUCACCGGUAACUCGAGCUUCCACAGAAGGCUCGAUCACGAUAAUAUAAUAGUCAUUGACAACGACAAUAACGUUACAGCAGAUUCCAAGAUGUUGAUGAAUAUUUUCGAGGAGAUUGUGAAUUCUGAAGGAUUCGAUGAUUUGUUGAAAAAUGUUAUAAGCAGAAUAGAAGAAGUAGACAAAGAGCAGAGAACAAGGGAAAUAGUAUGGAGUAGUAAAAAUACUCAGGUCGUUAAAUUUGGAAUGGAUCAAACUAAAGCGAGGAGUAUCUUUUGGUAG